UUUGGAUUAUUUUUUAAUAAUCCGACCUUUACCCCCUAUUCUUUUUUAAUGGUCCCAUUUGACUAGAAACCGGUUAAACCGGUCAAAUUUUGUUUUUUUUUUGUUUUAAAUACACGUGUCACUAUGCAAUUUGUCUAAAUUUUAAAUUAAAAAAAGAAAUUUUUUUUUUUAAUUUUUAAAUUUUGAUAAUUUUAAAAAAAAAUGAAAAAAAAACAGAAAAAAAUAAUCCCCACCACCAAUGCCAGGCUGCCACCAUUCCCUCUCCUCCCCUUGACGCAGCUCCCCUCCCCCAUCCCACCACCAGCCCACCAGACGGUCUCCGCAAGGGUUUGAUCGCUGUAACUCGCAACCUCCUCAAGCCAUUUCUUCUUCUUCUCUCUCUUUCUCUCUCCUCCGACAUUGUUGUUUUCAAGCUCCAAAAAUGGCGGCGAUUUGGAGAGCAAAGAUACCCCAAACUCAGCGAAUCUCGAAGAAGCUCGUAAAAGAGUUUUUGACUUCUUCAAAUUGGCCUGCCGAGCACUUCCUACUGUCAUGGAUAUCUACAAUCUCGACGAUGUUGCCACCAUCUCUCAGCUUCGCUCCACCAUUGCUUUUCAGAUCUGAAAGAAUUCUCAUGUCAGAGAUCCUAAGGUGGGUGGCUGGUGGGUUAAUUGGCUGGAAGUUAUGGUGGGUUAAAGAAGGGAAGAAGAAAGAGGAAAAGGGGGUGGUUUCAGGUGAAGGGAGAGUGGGGUUGCGGUGGUUUCAUAUGAAGGGGAUGGAGCUGUGGUGGUUGUUCGGCGGUUUUCAGUCGGGUAGGGGAAGGAGAUGGUGGUUUCCGGCUGGAAAGGGUGGUGGCUGAACUGGUGGGUGGGUUUGUAAUUUAUUUUUUUUCAUUAUUAUUUUUUCUUUAAAUAAAUUUGAUUUUUUUAAAUUUUUUUUUGACCAA
Molecule: messenger RNA, 925 nt
Organism: Chenopodium quinoa (quinoa)
Lineage: Eukaryota; Viridiplantae; Streptophyta; Magnoliopsida; Caryophyllales; Amaranthaceae
Exons: 2
Coding region: 422-838 (138 amino acids)
Source: RefSeq, a predicted model, not a curated record